Alternaria alternata is the source of this 801-nucleotide messenger RNA. Its product is annotated as cytochrome c oxidase subunit VI. Lineage: Eukaryota; Fungi; Ascomycota; Dothideomycetes; Pleosporales; Pleosporaceae. Gene Ontology annotation, cellular component: mitochondrial inner membrane. The transcript has 4 exons. The coding region runs from base 78 to 524 and encodes 148 amino acids. Gene Ontology annotation, biological process: mitochondrial electron transport, cytochrome c to oxygen. The record is from RefSeq and is a predicted model, not a curated record.
ACACAUUACCGGCUACGCACGCCCAGUAGCCCCGAAAUCACCUCCCGUAGCUUGCCAUCAGCUCUUUCAAUCACAACAUGUCCUUCGCUCGCGCCGCGUCGAAGGUCAGCCGAGUGGGCGUACGAGUCCCGGCCUACCGAGCAACCCCCGUUGCGUUGAACACCCAGCGUGCUUUCUCGCAGUCGGCUAUCCGCAAGAGCGAUGCGCAUGCCGAGGAGACCUUUGAAGAGUUCACGGCCAGGUACGAGAAGGAAUUCGAGAAGGUGAACGACGUUUUCGAGCUUCAGCGAAACCUGAACAACUGCUUCGCCUACGAUCUCGUUCCUUCAACCACCGUCAUCACCGCCGCUCUCCGCGCUGCCAGGCGUGUCAACGACUUCCCCUCCGCUGUCCGUGUUUUCGAGGGUAUCAAAUUCAAGGUCGAGAACAAGGGUCAAUAUGCAGAGUACCUCCAGGAGCUUGAGCCCAUACGUGAGGAGCUCGGCAUCCCUCUCAAGGAGGCCAUGUACCCCGAUGAGAAGUAGAGAAAGAGGUUGAGGCUGCGCAUAUCCGCUUUCCCCAUGUUCCUACUCCACAUCUUGACAUCGAAUACCAUGGUGCGGCUCUCCAACAAUGUAAAUGUCAACACUUCAGUUUUCUUCUCUUAGAUGGAAAGGCCGGACGAGGACGUGCGGCCUUGUAAACAUAUGUGAUGUUUCUCCUUUGCAUACAUGAUUACGUCAAACCGCUUAUGACUGGGGUUUUGGUGGUAAGCGAGGCGACGGCAAGUAGAUGGAUAAGAGUACAUCGUUUUGAAGCUCA